Leucoraja erinaceus (little skate) is the source of this 4249-nucleotide messenger RNA. Its product is annotated as NEDD8 ultimate buster 1-like. The record is from RefSeq and is a predicted model, not a curated record. Gene Ontology annotation, molecular function: protein binding. The transcript has 13 exons. NCBI's taxonomy places the organism in Eukaryota, Metazoa, Chordata, Chondrichthyes, Rajiformes, Rajidae. Bases 1270 to 2649 code for a protein of 459 amino acids. Gene Ontology annotation, biological process: regulation of ubiquitin-dependent protein catabolic process.
ACUAGUUUAUGGGGGGGAUGGUGUUAAAGGCGGAGCUAUAAUCUAUGAAUAGCAUCCGCACAUAACUGUCCCGCUGGUCAAGGUGUGUCAGGGUGAAGUGGAGGGCCAGUGGCAUUGCGUCCUCCGUCGACCUGUUUGCCCUAUAGGCAAAUUGGUGGUGGUCUAAGGAGGGGGGGAUGCUGUUCUUCAAAUGUCCCAGUACCAGACGUUCGAAGCACUUCAUCACCACCUGUGUCAGCGCCACUGGCCGAUAGUCGUUGAGGGACCUGAUGGCUGAUUGUUUUGGCACAGGGAUGAUUGUGGCUGUCUUGAGGCAUGUUGGGACGGAGGCCUGCAGCAGGGAGGUGUUAAACAGGUCCGUGAGCACCGCAGUCAGCUCCCCUGCGCAGUGCUUCAGAACCCGCCCUGGUACUCCGUCAGGUCCGGUGGCCUUGUUGGGGUUGAUGUGCUGCAGGGUCCGUCUCACGUCGUGGGGGCUCAGAGUCAGCACCGGUGGUGUGGGGUCCCUGCUGUGCCCGUAUGUUGUCACUGCUGUCGGUGCAAUCAAACCUGGCAAAAAAACAGUUCAGGUCGUCAGGGAGGGAUGAGCUUUGUGCGUGUGUGGAGCUGUUGUAGCCGGUGAUGGUUCUGAUGCCCUGCCACACGUGUCGAGAGUCUGAGCUGUUAAAAUGCUCCUCGAUACGCUUCGUGUAGCGAUGCUUUGCUUCCCUGAUGCCCUUCCUCAAACUGGACCUUGCUGUUCUGUAGGCCUCUGCAUCACCUGAGUGGAAAGCUGCAUCCCGGGCCUUCAGCAGACCAGUUGGGACCCUUCUUUAGACUUGGGAACUGAGAAGCGGUCGAUGGGCUAUCGGUACCUGAAAUCUGGGUUGGGUCGGAACUGGGAGGUCAGGAACCGGAGUUGGAAGCCCCGAGGCACAUGAUGGAGGCGCAGGCAAGCACCGAGAAAACAAACGUGGCUGUGGACAGCGGUAGCUAGUCCGGGCUAAAACAUGGUUGGAGAGCAGGAGAAAUCACCGAAGGGGAGCAGUGAGAGAAACUCUUGCUGAACUCCCAUCUGAGAGAGGACGAGAACUUCUUCAAAGUUGGCUUUCGCUUUCCUUGAGGAGCUUCUUAAGCUGAUCCCUUUGUAACCAGUUUUGGCACAUUCUUCAAAUAGUGGUUCAUUCCAAAACUAAAAGCACGUGGAUUAACAACCUUGCAAGUUACUUUCACUUUCAUUUUCACUUGGGAACAAGUGAGUUUAGAGAGAGCAAAACCAGCCGAGAAGCCAUGGCAGAAGGGAGACAACAGGAGAUAGAAGCUGGUGAGAUGAUGGUUUCCCCAGAGAGUGUCGACGUCAGCUCUGAAGAUCUCCUGCUUAGCAUUCAGUUACCACAGCAACCUCAGGGAGAAAAGAAAAUCAAGAUCAAGAUCUCUGGAGAUGCUACGGGGUCACAUCUGUGUGAUGAAAUCAUGAACCGUUUACAGAAUACCAAAAGGGAGAAUGUGCAGUUGAUUUUCAAAGGGAAGGACCUGAAUUUGACCAAGACCCUCCGUGAACAAAACGUGAAGGACAAGGGGGUCGUUCGGUUCAUUCAGAUCAAUCAGGGUGAAAGAAGGCAGAUGGAUCUGACAUCCAGGAUUAUGAAAGGGGCAGAAAUACUGGCAAAGCGAGGUGAACAUUUUGAAGAGAAAUACUUAAACACUACAAACCACAGAGUUGAAAAUAUUGAUCUAGCUGAAGGUGAAAAAGUGGUUUUUCUAACGGCCUUGAUUCUGCAUGAGGUUGCCCGAUGGAAUAUGAAGAGGAAGGAUUAUAGACAAGCACUGAUGUUCCUGGAAUAUGCCGAGAAUUAUUUCAGGCAAUGUAGCCAGGAGCUGUUCAACAGUGUUGACAACUACGGAGUGCUGAAUCUAGACAUUACCUGGUGCUACCUGCAGCUGCAAGACAUUCAGCGCCUCGUGGAGGCCAGGGAAAGAUUAGAAAAUGCUGAGAAGUACUUCAAUCAAUGCUUUGGAAAAAAUCAGCAACGUCUUAAAGAACUGGAGGACAGGAGUGGGAGACACCGUAUACUGUUCCUACGUCUUCAGGUUAGCUGGGGAGUUUGGUUCUUCCUUAACCAAAAGCUGGAUCAAUCCAGGGAGGGCUUUUGUAAGGCAGAGGAGCUGUUGGAUCAGUUGCAGGUGGAUGACCUCUCAGUGACUGAGCUCGUGCAUCAAGGUUGCACCACCAGGGAGGCACGAUUAGGUCUGCGGGCUUCUGACGGCAACAUCGGGGAAGCCAAGUCAUACAUUGAAGAGAAGAGGCAGCAGCAAAAGGCAGCGGCACAGAGAAGAAGGGAAACGGUGCACAGGCCGAUAGGUGAAGGCCAUUCAGAUGACACUUGCUCUGAGAGGAACGGGACAUCUGAUCAGAUAAACCAGGUGGCGCAGAUCAAUAGCAAUUCUUCACCAGCUGCUGGAUCACUACAGCCUCCGAAUGGUGAAACCUCGUCUCCCAGCUCAACACCAGCCACGUCUGCAUCAACAGGUGCCCAAAGCAAUCGUGAGGACGAUGAAUUACUGAGAGAAAUCCUGACCUACCUGCCUAAUGAUAUUGAUGACUACAUCGACAUGUCCCUGGAGGAAGAGGAAGUCAUCGUCCGUCAGUACAAGUCCAACCUCCAUUAGAAGACUGUCUGAGGCACAGCCUGACCCAGGGAAUGGUGCACCAGCUGUAGGUUUACCAGAUGCCAAUCAAAGCCCCGCUCGCUGCGCAAUGGAAUGCAACAGCAAGUGAAGAUCUACAAACUCACACAGUAGUGACAUUUACUUUAUUCAACAAUAUUUUAUUUGUCACAUGUGCAACUGCACAGUGAAAUUACUUUUGCAUAUUUACACAUGCGGGCGCCACCAUAUGUUGGUGCCAUUUCCAUAGUCCAAAUUCCAGUCCGCCCGCAGCAGAGCGGUCUACCGGAGCGGAGCGGCUCCCGAUCCAGGUAAGGCCCAGGUUCCUGCAGAGCCUCCCUCCAUCACCCACGAUCAGCUCAGGCCUGCAAAACUACAUCCCUCUCCUCUCCCGGCCACCUUUGUGUCCCGGGGGCGCCCCCUGCAGCCGACCUUGAAGACGUUGGAGGCAUUACCCUGGUUCACCCUCCCACCAGCCCUUGCCCUUCGGGUCCGUCAUCUCCAAGUCAAGUCAAGUCAACUUUAUUUGUCACAUACACAUACAAGAUGUACAGUGAAAUGAAAGUGGCAGUGCUUGUGGGAUUGUGUAAAUCUACAGAACAGAAUAGAACAGAAUCAGUAUUUACAUGUUAGAAAAAAAACAAUUGUGAAAAGACACAACACAACAGUAAAUUACUGCUCCAGCAGCUCCCUUCCUGUUCCACGGCCCGCCAAGCCUUCGAGUCGGGUCCUCCGUGGCUUCCCAGUUCCGCAGCCCCAGUCUUUGUGCAUUCAAGUGCAAUCCCAACAGGAGGGAUGAUACAGACCUUCAGGGACAUGAUGUGGGGGUCUCACCAGUGUGUGUGAUCCAACUGAUGUGAUUGGGAAAUGUGUAUCAAGGAAUAAAGACUUAGCCUCUCAUUCUCUCUUUUUGUGUUAGAUUUCCAUCAUUAGCUACAAAUCUUGAAGUAUAUAAAUGCAUUGCAUGCAGCAGUAGUAUGGGUGUUUAUGUUGCUCGGCCAGUAAUUCAAAAGUCUGGGCUAGUGAUCCAGGAAUAAGGAUUUAAUAUAAGUGAUAGGAAGCUUAAUUCAGUUCAUUAUGAGCGGCAUUGAUAAGGUAGGCAGCCAAAACCUUUUUCCCCUAAGUGAAUGUCAAAAGACCAGUGAGCAUAGCUUUAAGAUCAGAGGAGGAAAGUUUAAAGAUGUGUGGGGCCAGUUUUUACACAGAACGUGGUGGGUGCCUGGAACGUGAUGCCAGGGAUGGUGGUGGUGGAGGCAGAUAUUAUAGUGGUGUUUUAAGAGACUUUUAGAUAGGCAUAUGGAUAUACAGAGGAUGGAGGACAUGCAGGCAGUGGAGAUUAGUUCAACUUGGCACUGACGUUGUUGACCUAUCCCUGUGUUGUGCUGUAAUAUGUCCUUUGUCUAACAUCCCAAGAAUGAUUAAAUAAACAAAUUCCCUUUCUUAAAGUCUUUGUGAAUGUUUCUCGAUGUAAAUGACAAUCUCACAUUUUCGACUCAACUCAACUCUCGGAUAUUUUCCCGAGAAUGAAUCGAUGGUCACAGAGCUCACUCCAGUUCAAAUCUGACACGUAUUUGAAGCAAACCCCCAGCAAGAGAUGUGAGGC